UUUUCCCCCUUUGGGAAGAACAGAGAAAGUAGUUAAUGAUCCCUGGCUGGAAAAUGGAAAAAAGACCUGCCAUACAAGUUGAGGGUAACAUUCGUUUCACCUUGUCUUGAGAGACUCAUCAGAUCAUCUGAGGAAGGUCAGGGGGACUCCAGAUUGGACACUUAAACAAGGUAAGCUAGGCCUGAUCUGGGGAUUUUUGCUGGUACUAGAUCACCAGGGCAAGAGUCAAUAGCCGAGAGUGGAGGUGGAGGAAAGAAAUGAAAAAUAUGGCGUCGACCAACAAAAGACGAAGCAUGCGGAUGAUGCUUAUGUGAGACAGCGAGGAGGAAUGAUUUAUGUAAAGGAAAAGGUCCAGAAAGUGGUUGGUAACUCAAUUUGAUCAAAGUUUAGAGAGAGCGAGAUGUAGAAUAAUUAUUUGGAUUUCAAUAUACAUUUGGAUAAUUGCCAGUGAUCCG
Molecule: messenger RNA, 455 nt
Organism: Paramecium octaurelia
Lineage: Eukaryota; Ciliophora; Oligohymenophorea; Peniculida; Parameciidae
Source: the annotation of a GenBank genome assembly